This is a messenger RNA of Prunus mume (Japanese apricot), 705 nucleotides long. Lineage: Eukaryota; Viridiplantae; Streptophyta; Magnoliopsida; Rosales; Rosaceae. The record is from RefSeq and is a predicted model, not a curated record.
AUGGCCAUGGGGAGAAAGAGAAGCGUGGGAAGAAACCAAUUUAGUCCUGAAAAAUUUAGUCAGGAAAAUGUUACAGUAAUAUGCUUGUAUUCGGGAAAGUAUUACAUAAAGGAGAUCAAUUACAGUGACUGGACAAUCCGAGUUGUUGAUGCUGGUGUUCAGAAGAAAGACAACUACUUCUCCAACCCACGUUACUCUUUAACCUCCUUCAACCUUAGUGAUGGAGAUCCUUUCGCCCAUUAUCUGUGGUACACUAUUACUGAACGUGGAGUGCAUAGUCUAGCAAUACGUGAAGUGCCUAUAAUUUUUAUCAGCUGUGCAAAUCCAAUGCAUUCUCCUCGCCUUGUUGAUACAGCUCCAUGCAUCAACAAUUCUGCCAAUUCUUCUUUGUCCAGUACUUUAAAAAUGUUUUCUUAUGUCAUGAUUGGCAACAUAAGUUCAUUCGAUUUGGGGGAGUCCUGCAGAAUAACACAAAUGGUUGUGGUGUCACCAACAUCUACAGAUCUUCACCGGAACUUGUCCUGUGAAGGUAUAUAUAAUGAAAUAGAGCACGGCUUUGAGCUCUCAUGGUUUAACGCUGCAUGUUACUUAAAAUGUGGAAGGCAAGAGGAGAACUGCAAGCUCGACAACGUGAGUAAAACCAAGUGCCCUUCAAUAAUAACCAAAGGUACAGUGCAUCUGUUAAUGAUUUCACUUAUUCAAUAA